GAGGGAAGCCCCCCACGCGUUGCGCGCUGAAAUCGCCGGUAGAAACUUGCGUGUGCACGUGCGACAGGCUAUAAAUGUUUGUGAUCGUGCACGAUACAGCCCCGGACUCCCUCCUCAACAGUUGCUACCGGAGCGGCGGAGAGGAGCGCUGGAGAGCGAAAGAGACAGCAGACUGAGGACGGACGGACGCGGAGCCCCACGCCGCUCUGCCCGGCUCUGUUCCUGACAUGCAGUCGCUCAUCUCUCCGGUGACCAAGGCCAUCCUAGUAGCGCUCUUCAUCUUUGCGAUACUCCUCAUCCUCUAUGUGAUCCUUUGGUACAUUUGCAGAGACGUGGACUGCGACCACGGAAUUUGAGGAUAUUCCAAACGGCAAUACCGGGAAUUUCUCAAUGGGGCGCACAGAGGAGCCCAGGGUCAUCCCGCUAAAUACGUAUUGAAAGGUACGACAAGGAGAGAAGCGAAGAAGGACGACUUCAUAUUGGAACAUGUACCACAGACGGAAGUGCCCCUUUUACCCAGAGCUGCUCGUUUGCUCCUCCACUGCACUGCUCACUCAGUGACAGCCCCAAGCAGAGAUGUUAUCCGCUAUGCGGUGUUAUCUUCUACCAAUUAUCAAACUGUACCUGCUUGCUUUGAAGGUUCUGCUGGUUCAGCUGUUCUGCAGACCGUUCAGGCUGUCAGUGAUGCCCAGACAAGAUGGCAAGGUUGCCAUAGUGACAGGAGGAGGCAGGGGAAUCGGCUAUGAGGUAGUCCGCCACAUGGCCAGGCUGGGGUCGCAUGUUAUCAUAGGUGGGAGGGAUGAGCAGGAGGGUCUGGCGGCCGUCAGAAGGAUCUGUGAAGAGUACAAAGAGGCCAAAGUGGAGUUCACCAAGCUGGACUUAGCGUCUUUGCAGUCUGUCCGUCAAUUUGUCCGGAGCUUCAAGGAGCGGGACCUGCCGCUAAACAUCCUGGUCAAUAAUGCGGGUGUCAUGCUGCUUCCCGAAGGCCGUACUGAGGAUGGAUUCGAGCAGCACUUUGGUGUGAACUACCUAGGCCACUUCCUGUUGACCUGGCUGCUCCUGGAUGCACUGAAGGAUUCUGGGAAAUGUGGUUACUUCUCACGAGUGGUCAACGUCUCCUCCUCUGCCCACCGCGUCGGCGAGAUCAGACUAAAUGAUUUAAAUAGCUGCCAGAGUUAUUCAGCCCAUGAUGCUUAUUGUCACAGUAAGCUGGCACAGCUGUUGUUUAGUUCCCACCUCCACCAGGAGCUGCAGCUUGGAGGUUUCCCACUGAGUUCCUGUGCUGUGGAUCCUGGCAUGGUGGAUACUGCUCUCUAUCGCCACCUGUGGACGCCCCUCUCCCUGGCACAAAGCGCUAUUGCUCGCCUGCUUUUCAGGACUCCCGCAGAAGGCGCCAGCACUGUGCUGUUUGCCGCUCUGUCACCAGCCCUGGAGGGGGAAUGUGGAGGGGGCUACUGGGCCAAUGGGCACAGGGAGAUGACAACACCCCCGACCUUUGACCCCCAGCUGCAGCUAAGCCUAUGGGAUACCAGCGUCCAGUUGCUGGGCCUACAGUAGCAGUGGACAAAAGGACUAACUGGACUAAACCUGAAACAAAACAUCUGAUUGACUUAAAGACACUCGGGCUAACUAGCCACCUUCUCCCUAUUUCUCAGAAUUUCUUGUCCAUCCACACCUCACAUCAAGGUGUUCGUAGCGAUUUAUGUUGACAAUCUGACAAUCCACCGGUGGACUGUGAUUGUUUACUAGAGGAUAGAUGUCUUUUUUGUUUUAGACGAGCCAAAGAAGGGCUACAGGGAAUGAAAGGCGUUUUUUAAAAAUGCUUAAACAUAUUCAAACAGAAUAGGAUUAUAGGAUUUUAUCAUCACAGAUACUGGGCAGCUGCUCAGAUUGGCCUUUAGUAAAGUUUAUUUCCUGAUCAUAAACAAAAGAACCUGAUGUCUGGCCAGAGAAAUAAUUCAAUAGUAUCAUCUUCAAAAACAUACAAUGACACCUGCCUCACUCUGCCUUAAUGUCACUAGCCUGGCUUUCAGUAAAGACGUUCAUUGCCCCUUAGUGAACUAAAUGCUGUUUCACAGGCGUCUAAAAAAGGAAAAAAUCAAAUGUUAGCAAACAUAAAGAUAAUGCAUAAAAAUUAUUCAAUUCUAAAGCUGAAUUUGCCAUUGUGUAUUAGCUCAAAGGAACAUUAAUGAACCACGAAAAUGAACUCUCAAAUCUGAACCCGCCUUGCUGGUAGGGGAAUGUGAUGUCAUUAGAUCAGACAUCACGAUGAACAUCUCGCCAUCACUUGGUUUGACUGGGAGCCCUUUGUGUUUGGUUCAUUUGCUGCUUUUACCAGUUAAUACUGAAUGGUCAUGCUAACUGCUAAGUGUAAGUGUAUUGUGAGCUGUGUUUUUGGUGAAUUCUGCUUUCCUCAUGAAUAUGCUGGGAAUACAUGAUCAACUCCUCUCUCUCUCUCUCUCUCCGCGGCUCAGUAAUUCAUCAAAAGACAUUCCCACUUACUGAUCAAACCCAGACAAAAGUGAAGAAAUCAGAUGCAAACGUUUUUCCUGGUGUUGACAUUUAUUUGAUGCAAGGAUUUCCAGCGUGGUUUGUUUUUUCCUGCACAGAAACAAAACCGUAACCAUGGGGACCAAACCGCACUUCUCUCUGCCCCCAUUUUCCUUUUGUGAUCUGUGUUAAUCGCUUUUACUGUGUGUGUGUGUGUGUGUGUAUGUGUGUGUGUGUGUGUGUUUAUGAACAUGAGUUAGGACUUAACUCCUGCUCUAGACUCAGUUCAUGUUGAUUGAUAGCACAACAAUGGCAAUUCCUGGAGGAACAGCGAUGGGAAGUAGAGAGGGAGGGAAAGCACUUUUUUUUUGUCCCAGUAUUCGAGCUGUGAUUGGUUCUUCAUUGCUGCCGCUUCCUCAUUUGGCGAUGCUCCCAGUGCAUUGUGGGUUUGAGAUUUCCCAGCGGUGAGAGGCAAACUCCAUCUGCUGAGCUGGCUUAUUUAAACAAUCACACUGCAAACAAUCACGUCUGUUACAUGCAGGAAAAUACUAACACACAUACACACACAUACACACUGCGCCAUAAUGCCAUCUCCACUGUGAUAAACCAUUUUAGCUGUGAAGAUGAAAAGUUUGAUCUGAAAUUAACAAGUUUUGGCUACAAAUCCUGCCCCAACAUGCCAUCCCAUUGCUGUGUGUGUAUAUUGUUGCUUUGAAUACUGCCACUGAGCAUCCAGCAAUUGCUAAUAUCUGCCGUAUGUGAAGCAAUAGUAUCACUGUGGAAGCUGAUUCAGCCAGUAGCACAGAGACAGGCAUUCACACAAGUAAAACAACCCAAAAGUGUGAAAGUGUAAAUAUAAAAAAUACCAGCUUCAAGUUAUCCAUGAUAUCAGGAAUUCAAAAGUUCUUCUGUCUACAUGUAUAGAAAAUGUUAAUUGAAGCAGUGGUUGUUGAUGUGUUUCUGAAUGGGUAAAUUAAAAGAUAUAUUGUCUACGAUGUAA
Eleginops maclovinus (Patagonian blennie) is the source of this 3490-nucleotide messenger RNA. Its product is annotated as dehydrogenase/reductase SDR family member on chromosome X-like. The record is from RefSeq and is a predicted model, not a curated record. The coding region runs from base 577 to 1557 and encodes 326 amino acids. NCBI's taxonomy places the organism in Eukaryota, Metazoa, Chordata, Actinopteri, Perciformes, Eleginopidae. The transcript has 8 exons.